AUGUCCUCUGACGGUAUCACUGACAUCGAAGAAUCCCAAAUUCAAACAAACUACGACAAGGUCGUCUACAAGUUCGAUGACUUGAAUUUGAAGGAAGAAUUGUUGAGAGGUAUCUACGGUUAUGGUUUCGUUGAUCCAUCUGCCAUUCAACAACGUGCUAUUCUACCUAUUACCGAAGGUCAUGAUGUUUUGGCUCAAGCCCAAUCUGGUACUGGUAAGACUGGUACUUUCUCCAUUGCUGCCUUGCAAGGUAUUGACGAAAAAAUCAAGGCUCCUCAAGCUUUGAUCUUGGCCCCAACCAGAGAAUUGGCUUUGCAAAUCCAAAAGGUCGUUAUGGCUCUAGCUUUCCACAUGGAUGUGAAAGUUCAUGCCUGUAUUGGUGGUACUUCUUUCGUUGAAGACGCUGAGGCCUUGAGAGAUGGUGCUCAAAUUGUUGUUGGUACCCCAGGUCGUGUUUUCGACAUGAUUGAACGUAGAAGAUUCAGAACUGACCACAUCAAGAUGUUCAUUUUGGAUGAAGCCGAUGAGAUGUUGUCUUCUGGUUUCAAGGAACAAAUUUACAAGAUUUUCACUCUAUUGCCACCAACAACCCAAGUCGUGUUGUUGUCUGCCACUAUGCCAGGUGACGUUUUGGAAGUCACUACCAAGUUCAUGAGAAACCCAAUCAGAAUUUUGGUCAAGAAGGAUGAAUUGACUUUGGAAGGUAUUAAGCAAUUCUACAUCAAUGUUGAAGAGGAGGACUACAAGUACGACUGUUUGAGUGAUUUGUACGAUUCCAUCUCCGUUACUCAAGCUGUCAUUUUCUGUAACACUAGAAGAAAGGUCGAAGAGUUGACUCAAAGAUUGACUGCCGACAACUUCACCGUCUCCGCUAUCUACUCUGACUUGCCACAACAACAAAGAGACACCAUCAUGAAGGAAUUCAGAACUGGUUCUUCCAGAAUCUUGAUUUCUACUGACUUGUUGGCCAGAGGUAUCGAUGUUCAACAAGUUUCCUUGGUUAUCAACUACGACUUGCCAACCAACAAGGAGAACUAUAUUCACAGAAUUGGUAGAGGUGGUCGUUUCGGUCGUAAGGGUAUCGCUAUCAACUUUGUCACUAACAAGGACGUUGGUGCCAUGAGAGAAUUAGAAAGAUUCUACUCCACUCAAAUCGAAGAAUUGCCAGCUAACAUCAGCGAGCUAUUCGACUAG
Molecule: messenger RNA, 1194 nt
Organism: Lachancea fermentati
Lineage: Eukaryota; Fungi; Ascomycota; Saccharomycetes; Saccharomycetales; Saccharomycetaceae
Source: the annotation of a GenBank genome assembly